This is a messenger RNA of Leptinotarsa decemlineata (Colorado potato beetle), 5318 nucleotides long. RefSeq names its product tyrosine-protein kinase hopscotch (gene hop). Gene Ontology annotation, biological process: protein phosphorylation; cytokine-mediated signaling pathway; cell surface receptor signaling pathway via JAK-STAT. Gene Ontology annotation, molecular function: non-membrane spanning protein tyrosine kinase activity; ATP binding; cytokine receptor binding. Gene Ontology annotation, cellular component: cytoskeleton; membrane; cytosol. NCBI's taxonomy places the organism in Eukaryota, Metazoa, Arthropoda, Insecta, Coleoptera, Chrysomelidae. The record is from RefSeq and is a predicted model, not a curated record.
AUAAAUGUUUAUGGGUUAAUUGUUUACUAUUUUGUCAAUUCUGAGGUUAGGUCAAAAAUUUAUGGUUUGAUAUUGUGUUAUUGUGAUUGUGAAACUGUGAACAAUGAUGCGUUCGAUAUUGGAAGGAUAUCUGAAAGAAACAUUUAUCCUGAAUCUUGUUGUACUCAUAUAAUGAUGAAUUAAAAAAAAUUAAAUAAUGGGGGACUCCGUACUUACUGUGAAUCUUGUUUUAGACCCCAAAAUUAUUACAGUUCCUUAUAAUGGGUCUACUACUUGUGAGGAUGUUUGCAUUUAUGUUUGUAAACAGCUUAAUAUUGGUACCCUAACGCGACAUCUCUUUGCACUGCGAAUUACUGGUAAAAAUGUUUUUCUCACACCAGCUGCUAAAUUUAAGGAAAAACCUUCGGCUUUGGAUCUGAGAAUAAGAUUCAAAGUACCUAAUAUUACUAAAUUGAAAAAACUUGAUUUGAAUACUUAUAAUUAUUACUUUCAUCAAGCUCGUAAUGAUGUAUUGGAAAAUAAGAUUCCAGAUAUUGUCUAUGAAAAAUAUAGAAGGGAACUGAUUGGUUUGGGAAUUACUGAUAUGUAUAGAGUCAUGCUGGAGAAAGAUAUUCCCAGAGAAAGUGUAGAAAAUGAUUAUAAGAAGUACAUUCCGAAGGAAGUUUUGAAACGGCAUGCUUUUUUUAUCAAAAAGCCCAUUCAUGACACCUUGGGUAAGCUCCAGAAAUCUGUGCAUGAUGCCUCAUAUGUUAAAGCAGAAUAUAUAAGGCAGCUAGAAAUUAUUGCUCCCGAAUAUUUAUCUGAAUCAUUUAAAGCUGUAAUUGAUCAGGAUGGUUCUAUUUGCAAUAUAAUUAUAAAUGUUACUCCAUGCCAAAAUGCUGAACCAGAAGUGAGAUACUGCCUGGAAUCUAAAAAAGAUCAAUGGUUUUUGAUAUGUUCCAUAGAAGACCUUGGAUUCAUAUCGAUAAGAAAUGACGGAACAAUAGAAAUAAGUCGUAAAAAUGGAAUACCUUUCUACUUGAAAUUCAAUUCAUAUAUUGUUAUGCUUUCUUUCAUCAGCCUUUUGGAUGGAUAUUAUAGAAUGACAUGUAAAUGGACUUUUAAUAUUUGUAAAGAGGUAUACACACCAUCUUUACAAAAACUCCAUAGUAUGAAAUGCCAUGGUCCUGUGGGGGGUGAAUUUUCUUAUGCAAAACUUGAAUCUAAAAGGGCUAAUAGAUCAGGGUGCUUUAUAUUAAGGGAAAGUGAAUCCCGAUACAAUGAUUACUACAUUGAUGUUUGUAUGAAAGAUGGUUUCAAACCAAAAACAUUUAAAUUGGAGAAGAUAACUGGUGAUGAGUUUAUUUUCAAUGAUGAUGUUACUAGAUAUAAGAGCAUAAAACAGCUCAUGAUGGCUUAUCAUGAUCCGAACGGACCAAUUUACCUUCAUGAAUGUUUGCCUCCUUCCGAAUAUGAUAUUUCUCCUCUACUUCUUUGUAGAAAUGAAAAUCUUGUUGGGGAUUCAUUGACUGACAGUUCAGCAUUGAAUGUGCUCAUUCCUACUUCUCCAGUAUGUAUAGAUUGUAGGAAUUUACAAGUUUAUAAGGGUCAGAAGCGAGAAGGAAGUAGAGGAAUUACAACUGUUUUUCGAAGCAUGUGGAAAGUGACAAAGGGAAAGAAAAUCGAGGUGGCAAUGAAAAUGCUGAAGCAGGAAUACUCAGAUAGAUACUUGAAGGAUUUUUUAACUCUUGCUGGACAAUGGGCUUUCUUGGAAUCUAGUGCAAUAGUGAGAUUAUUCGGAAUAGCUUUCACUAGUAAUAUAUCUCUAGUGCUUGAGUAUUUUCGUUUAGGACCUCUUGAUGACUACUUAAGAAAGAAUAAGGGUAUUUUGAAGCCUGUUGAUUUGAUAGAAGCCACAUGCAAUUUGGCUUCCGCAUUGUGGCAUUUGACUGAAAAAGAAAUUGUUCAUGGAAAUAUUAGAUGCCGAAAGGUGAUGGUGAAUUCACAUGAUGAAAAUUCAUUCACAGUGAAAUUAACAGAUCCAGGUAUUCAUGUAGAAUAUGCCUCGUCUGAAGUUCAUUGGAUACCAAUUGAAUGUUACUCAAAUCUGGAUUAUGCUAAACGUUCAAGUGAGGCCGAUGUAUGGUCAUUUGCAACCACUCUUUGGGAAAUAUUCAUGUAUGGUGAAGAAAUCAAGCCUACUGAUUUUUCUGACCAUGUUCAAGCCAUGAGGUGGUAUGUCAGUGGAAAAAGAUUGCCACAACCCCGCAGUUGCUCAAAUGAAAUUUAUAGUCUAAUGAAGGAAUGCUGGGAUAUUGACCCUCACAAAAGAAAAAAACCUCAAGCAAUUAUGCGAGAUGUCAACCAAAUUUUAUAUGAAAUUUACAACUCAAGACGCAUUCAUUCGUAUGCCAAAGUUUUCACCAAGUCCAUUGAUACUCAAAACAUUGCUAGCACCUCAGCAAAUAGUUCAUGUUCUAAUAUUACAGAAUCUACUACUGCUGCCUAUUCGGAUGAUCUGGUAGAAGCUAGAGAUGUAGACAACGAAUUUUCUGAUGAAUCAAGUAUUUCUUUGAUAAGAUCUCAAAACUGGUUGAUGGAUUCCCAGGAGCUUGAGGACUCAAAUGCCUAUGAUUGGUCAAAUCUAAUGUCAAAUUUCAAUAUUUCUACUGCUACCACCUCUCUUGACAGUUUGAACUCAAUGCAGAGUGUUUUUGAGCUAGAUGGAAAUUACAAUGUUGUAUUACAAGGGAGAAUAGGACAGGGAUUUUAUGGAGAAGUUUUUAAAGGAACAUUAGAAUGUGUAGAUGGUGAUUCUGAGGAUCUCCGAAAAGUAGCUGUGAAGAAAUUGAAAUCUUCUGCACUUUCUUCCUGUUUGCAAGAUUUUGAACGAGAAAUUAACAUUAUGAAGUCUCUGAAGCACCCGAACAUAGUGGAGAUACUGGGUGUUUUGAGAGAGCCAGAAAUAUCACUUGUGAUGGAAUUCGUUCACCAUGGAUCUCUGCAGAGUUAUUUAAAAAUAUACAGGGAGUUAUUGCAGGAGGCACAACUUUUAAAAUAUGCUCUUGAUAUUGCAAAGGGUAUGGAUUAUUUAGGAAAGAAAAAUAUUGUUCACAGAGACCUGGCUUCCCGUAAUAUUCUUGUUGUUGAUGAAAACCACGUGAAAAUUUCUGACUUUGGAUUGGCACAAGUUAUGGGCACUAAUGACUAUUAUAUUUUGAAAACCCCUAAUAGGGAAUUGCCUAUCAAAUGGUAUGCUCCUGAGAGCUUGAGAGAUGGCAAAUUCUCGGUGCGUUCAGAUGUGUGGUCAUAUGGAGUGACGAUGUGCGAAAUGUUCAAUUAUGGAGAAGAACCAAAUUUGACUUACAUCGAUGAAAAGAUGGAAGGUCAACAGCAACAAAUUCUUUUGACGGCAUUGGAACGAGGUGCAAGGUUUCCUUGUCCACCUAACUGUCCAAAGGCUGUUUAUAUCCGCAUAAUUUACCCGUGCUGGCAAGCGGAUCCACAUGAAAGGCCCCUUUUUUCUAAGUUGACAUUGGAAAUCGAGGAUUUACUCAUUCAAUAUUGAAGUGUUCUGCCAAUGUCUUCAUGAUCAGGAGCACCUUAACCAGUAUAAGUAAUUGAGAUAUCAACUAUUCACCCGACCAAUUUAUUGUUACGGUUGGGAACUGUGCCUGUAAUUUUAACAUUGUAUAUAUUUUUAGAAAAUUUAUUGAGACAAAGGCGAGAUUGGAAAAUAUUUUCGUUUUGCAAAAUUAAUUUGCUCUAUCUUAAAGAAGAUAUUUUUAUUAUAUAUACCUACUCACUUUAUGAGUAUGGAAUGUGUUUCAAAUAUAGUAGGUGUAAGUGUAACAUUUAUAAAAAAUAAAUUGCUAAAAAUAAAGGUAUUUUGAAGUAACCUAAACACUAAAAAAAUUAUGGCAUAUAAUAUCCUGAGAAAUACUCAUUUACUGUCAGUAAUAAAUAUAUCUGAAGAUGUAACUAAAGUAAACAGGAAAUGUGUUCUCUUUUCAAGAAUAUAAUUGUUAAGCUGUUGCUAUUGUUCUAUGCUUCAUUUAUUGUUGGAUGUAUUUAUCACCUUCAACUAUGGCUCUUACAGAGUUCUUUGUUUUAUUGUGUGUAAUAGUUCUAAGAACAAAAAAUACAACAAACAGAUGUAAAGAUUUCUUGAUUCAUAGUCAAUGUUGCAAUGAAGAUAUUUUGCAUUUGUUUUCGUCUCCAACUUUAUACUAAUUAUGUAUGUUGGAAUAAUUGUAAAAAAUGAUGAAUUUAUAUAUCCAUACAUAUUAUCUAAGAAUAUGAAGGGAUAAAUAGCAGUUACUAACUAAUAAGGCAAAAUUACUUAUCAAAUAUAAACUAAAUACAGAAAUGUUUUCGAGAUUGAAACCCUCACAUUGUGUCAUUUCAUGAGCUGGUUUACUGGAUACAUUGGUUAUUGAUAAUAUACAAUUUAUAUCUUUAAUGUGGACAAAUUAUUAAUGUAUAAUAGAAACGGCGUUUACCGUUGACUUAUGAACAUGAAUCAUUUCAUAUUUUGAAACAAAAUCUGUCGUAUCUGUCUAAAAGCAAUCAGCUCAAAAAUCGUUGAAAUCCUUAGUGUUUCUAGAUACUUUAGCGUUGAUAUGAGCCAAGUUCUAAGAUUUUUUUUUAUUCUUAUUGCAAUCCUUCCAAUCCAAUUUGGAUUCAAUGAUUCUCCUUAAUGAACGGAGUAAUUCCAUGAGAAAGUUUAUGUGUACAAUUUACUAGUGUUUUGUGCAAAAUGGUAAAUUAAUUUAAAUAUCAUUUCAGUCUGGCACUACAAUUUUGAAUGUAUACAUUUUGAGGUUAGGAGAAUAACUAUUCUGUUUACCCACUGUGGGCGAAUUUGAAAUGUUUGUCAAAAAAUAAAUUCAUGAAAGUCGAGGUUUAUAAUCAACAAGUUUAUAUAUUACGAAGUGGGCUUAUGAAUUGUGUAUUGAUUAUGAAUCGGAUAAGCACUUCCAUUGGAACUAACGUUGACCGUUUUUAUGCACUGGAUUAACCAACCUCGAUAAAAAUCAAUGAAAUAUGCUAACACGAAAACCUCAUGUAUUUCUCAAUUGAAAACAUGAUUUCUGUCAACUGAAUUCUAGUGUCAUUGUAAAAUCCUAUACUAGUAUUUAAAAUAACCUAAUUAUUAUAUUCUCUAAGUUGGAUAUAUAAAUUCACAAUAACAAAAAAUAAUUGUAAUUAAGGUCUCAGACACAUGAUAUCUCCUAGUAAAAAAAAAAGAAAAUAUAACAGGUUUUAUACAUACUACAUUGUGAAAUGAAUUGUAGAUAAAAAUGAAUAUCUAAUAAAUUCAGAGAAAACAAAAAUAA